Molecule: messenger RNA, 1550 nt
Organism: Paramecium sonneborni
Lineage: Eukaryota; Ciliophora; Oligohymenophorea; Peniculida; Parameciidae
Source: the annotation of a GenBank genome assembly
AAUGAGUAAUAAAAAAAAAAAUACUUCUAAAAUUGAUGAUGGCUAUGAUGAUGUAGGAUAUUGUUGUGGAUGGCUUAAAAAAAAGAAAUAGAAUAAUAUUCAUAUAGAAUAGAGCAGAUAAUCAAUUAAUAAAUAGCAAAGAAACUCUUUAUAUAAAUCUGCUCUUGAUACUAGUAAUCAUUAAGGUAUUUCAUAAUUCAAUUAAUUAAAUUCUACUAAUUCAGAAUCAUAAAAAUAGAAUGAUGAUGCUUCACCUUUUUCAAGUGGUAUAGUAAUUCCAAUCUUUGAGAAUAACUACCCUUUAAAUUAAUUGUUUUAACUUAAAAAUAUUUAAAGUGGAGAUACUAUUUUUGCUAAAAUUACAUCAAUAAAUAUUGAUACUCCUAAAUCUAAUGCUUUCAAUGAAGAUAGAUUAAGAAACUAAAAAAUUUCAGAUUAGAUAGCAAAAUAUAUUGCCUAAAGAAUUAAUUACUAAAUUAAUUCAUUAGCUGAACUAGGUUGUGGGGAUGGAGGAAACACAGUUUAAGUAUUAUAUGAAAUAAAUAAAAGUUUGCUUAAUAUCUAGACUUUGUGAUUGCAAUUGAUAAAUCUACUGAAGCAUGUAUCAAAACUAGAAGAAAUUGUGAUAAAGAUCUUAAAAAUUCUUCAAAUCCUAAAGUAGAAAUUAUAAAUUCAGAUAUUUUUAAAUUAAAAAGGCGUUUACCUUUUGAUAGUAUUUUCAUAAAUCCUACAAUUAAUGCAGAAUCAGCUCAUAUUUGUAGAGAUUUAUUAAAAGAUUGUUAACCUAAUUUAUAAUAAUUACUUAUGAUGAUUUCAGAUUAGAUUGAAAAUUUAAUUAUUUAAUUUCCAGCUUAAAUUGAUUAUUCAUAAUUACCAUUACUAUUAAAUAUAAAUCAACAAUAUCAAAAUAAUUCUUAACAUAAAUUUCAAUCAUAAAGAACAAAAUAAAAUUAAUAGUAGUCAUUUAUUGCUCAUUGUGCAUUAGAAAUUGAAAAAAUUUAUGUUAAUGGAAUACAUAUUUAAAAUAUUAUUUAUUAUGGUAAGAUAGCAAAUAUUUAAAGAGAGGAAUUAAGAUCAAUAUUAACAAUUUAGUUAUAAAAUUAAGAAGUUAAACCAGAAUCAAUACAUAACGUAAUAGCAAAGUUGAAAGAUAAACUAGGUAUACAAUUAAAUAUUUAUUUGAGCUUAGGAAGUUUAGAAGUUGUUUAUGAAUUACUUUAAGCAUAACGCUUUAAGUACAAUAUUGAUAAAUUUUUAGAAGUAGUUUGUGAUAAGUAUAAAUUAGAAUAUGCUGAGUAUGCGUUCAUUCUUUAUUCAAAAUUAUCAAAGUAAAAAUGUUUUAAUAUAAAUUUAGAGAUUUUUAAUAAAACACUUUUAAUUAUACAUGUAAACAAAAAGAUUCAAUAAAUGAACAAGAAUCUGAUUGUGCAUAUAGUCCAAAGUUUUCAUACAAUAUAAAUGGAAUGUAAAUGGAUUCAAAUUCAGUAGAUGAAAAUGAGGAUAUAGAAGCUCUAGGAUUAAGUUAUAAUGAUCAACAAAAAUUAAAAUGA